This is a messenger RNA of Drechmeria coniospora, 240 nucleotides long. RefSeq lists its product as uncharacterized. Bases 1 to 240 code for a protein of 79 amino acids. The record is from RefSeq and is a predicted model, not a curated record. Lineage: Eukaryota; Fungi; Ascomycota; Sordariomycetes; Hypocreales; Ophiocordycipitaceae. The transcript has 2 exons.
AUGAAGUUGACCAUCAGUGUUCUGCUCCUCGGUGCUCUAGCCACCUCGGUCGUCGCCACUGCGAUCCCUGAUAUCGGGCAGGAGGCAGAUAUUGCCGAAGAGGGCGUUUCCACCCUCGAGGAGAAGGCGGGACUGGCCGACCCGGCCAGAGCGACUGCCGAGGCUGCCUGCCAGCUUCCUCGAACUGCUGCUGUGACUGCUGGGGCUGCUGGAGCUUCUAUAUCUGCCGGGGAUGUGUGA